CGCGCAAUUCAAAAUGGCGGAAAGGAGAGGAAGGUCAAUGAAAAGAAAAAUUGAAGAAGUCGAGAAAACUGAAAGUCACGAAAAGCAAAGUAACAUUAAGCGAUUUUUUGGAGCCUCUAAAGUAGGUAGGAAAUGCUUGAUUUCAAUUUUAUGUAUUUUUAUUGCUGCAAAUCACAACUGAACCUGAUUACACCCACUGUACUGGCAGGAAAUAACAUUACAGAGUGAAGCUAUUAUAAACACACUUUCUAGCUAUCCCCCAUUUCGUUUGGUUUGUUGUGUACAGCUAGCAAUAUAAUCCGUUAUACCCCAAUAUCCGCAUACAAAUUCCCCACACUGAUCUCCAUACAAAUAUUAAAGGAUUAGUUGAGAGAAUGUGUUCUAAUAUCAGGGCAUUUUGCCAUAGGUGAUGAUUCUGUUAAUUCUUACAACCUUUUCUUACGACAACAUCCACUUUGCAAGGGAAAAAAUGAGGUUUUCACUCCCCCACUCCAUCCCUGAAUCUCAGCUUGAACUUAUUUUUGCAAAUUGCUGGAAAAAUCACAAAAAAUUAAUUAGAACCUGCAAAAAUUUUGUGCCACAUUUUAGUCUCAUACCCAGCCUGUGCUUUGCAUUUUUAGAAGAUAAUUCAAAAAGCACUGGAAUUUCAAAGUCUGAUCGCACAGGCAACCAAGAGCUUCCUUGGAAGUGGAAAGGAACUUUACUGUACUUUGAAUCACCAAGCAUCCAACCUUCAAACAAAAUUGCAAGUUUUGAUUUUGAUGGAACUUUAGCUAAAACAUCUUUAUUCAAGAAUGGCGCUGAUGCGUGGUCUAUACUGUAUCCUACGUGUGUACAGAAGCUGACAAAAUUGUACAAGGCAGGAUAUAAACUUGUAAUUUUCACCAAUCAGGCUGCCAUAGGCAAAGCUAAGGCUACAAAGGAAAAGGUUAUAGCUGAAAAGAAAGGCAGACUUGCAGGAUUUGUCAACAAGGUAGGAUAUACAUGAGUUGAGCAUCACUUUUUAUAUGGGAGAACAAGACCAGGUAUUACCCAAGGCAAGCUGAUGGUGUAAGGGUAGUAUAAGCAAAUGGCAGAGAAAUAUAUAUUUUGUGAGAUUUAUUUGUCAUAAUGAAACUGCCGCUCCUAGAAGUAUGUUCUCAUGCCAAGCUUCUAGAGUGUAAAUCAUCAAGGGAAGAUCAUGGUGGCUUACUCUAUUUCUUCAUUGUUGCAUUGAAUCAUUGAAGAAGCAACAACAUUUUCCCCUUAAUGGUUUAUUGAAAAGCUAAGCACAGAAAUGAUGGAAUAAGCAGCUUAAGGGACUUGACCUCUUAGGAUGUGUUUUUGUUUGUACCAAAUGAUUUUGCUAAGUAAGCUGCUAGUGCUGUUAUUGUUGAUGAGGCAAUACAGAGCACUUUAAUUUGAUGAUGAUGGUUAUGACGAUGAAGAUGAUGAUGAUGAUAGUGAUGGGGACAAAACAUAGUCAAAUAUCUUCUAAAUCGAAACAAAGGUUUUAUUUAUUUUUAAUUAUUGUCAUGAAAUAAUGGCUCCUUUUUCAGGUUGGUCUUCCAUUCCAAAUACUUGUGGCAACAACAAAGGAUGACUAUCGCAAACCCAACACAGCAAUGUGGGAGUUCUUCUGUCAAAACUGUAAUGGGGAUGUCAAAAUUGACAAAGAGAAGAGUUUCUUUGUUGGUGAUGCAGCAGGAAGAAAGAAAGAUCAUAGUGCAAGUGAUAAAGAAUUUGCAGCAAAUUGUGGACUGAAAUUUUAUACCGAGGAUGAAUUUUUUGAAAAGGAUAUACUUGAACACAAAGGUUAAUUAGGUCUUUUAACCCCUUAUAGUGCCCAGCACUUUGGUCUUCUCCUUAUAAAUCUCUGCUUUAUUAAUUGUAUUUAUUAUAAGAAUACAGAAAAAUAUUCACCAAACUUAAAACCCUUUUACUUCUACAAAAAUAGUUUCCUCAACAAAUGUAUUCAGAACAGG
This is a messenger RNA of Porites lobata, 1964 nucleotides long. Lineage: Eukaryota; Metazoa; Cnidaria; Anthozoa; Scleractinia; Poritidae. The record is from the annotation of a GenBank genome assembly.